Acanthoscelides obtectus is the source of this 2288-nucleotide messenger RNA. NCBI's taxonomy places the organism in Eukaryota, Metazoa, Arthropoda, Insecta, Coleoptera, Chrysomelidae. The record is from the annotation of a GenBank genome assembly.
UAUGUCUCAACCCUAGCUCCAAGCACUGGUAAUCGUUAACCGCCACAUCAAGAGGCUCUACAUUAAAAAAAGUUUGACAUAAAUGCCAAUCCCAACAUCACGUGAUCCUCUGUGUUUACAGAUGAAAUUAUAAGCUAGCGAUGCUGACAGUUGACAGACUCCGAAGGAAUGAGACGAUCUGUAAGCUAAGUUUCACUGUUCAUUCUUAUUUGUAUUUUUGGUUGCGGUUUUUACAUUUUGGCUGCCACUUGUGCCAUUUUAUUUCUAAAUUAUUUCCCAUAGCAGAAAAAUGGAUGAGGUUGGGUUCCAGGCAAUAGAGUCUGACACCAAGCUAUUUGAACUUGAUAACACCUCUUGGAAACUCAGUUUCAAAUGUGAGACCGAUGAAAACACAAACAACGCAGUUUUGGAUGGAAUUCCAGUUCCAGAAAUUACAGAUCAAAUAAAAAUUAAACAAGAGACUGAUGAUUAUUUUGUAGACGAACUAGCUUCUAGGACUGCAAUAUCUAUGUGUACAGUUAACGAGCACAAUUAUGGUAAGGUUUGGAUCAAAAGUGAGGAGGAAGAGAUGCAGGACGAACAUUGUCUUGAUGACAGCAACAAUUACCCAGUUAUGGAAAUAACAGAGGAAAUCAUCAUCAAGGAUGAGUGUAAUGAUGAUAAUAUUUUCUUAGAUGCUACAGUUUCUAAUAGUGCUUUAAAUCAGAAAUUCCCGAUGAAGCAACGAGCUGUGGUUGACAAAAAACCAAACUCCGAGUCGUUUUUUUGUAAAAAUUGCAAUUAUUCAGCCAAAUAUGAAUAUCUUCUGAUUAGUCAUAUGAAAGAACAUAGAAAUCAGAAUCGUAAAAACAUGCACGGUUCUAGCUAUAAACGUUGUAAGCAUUGUGAGGCAAAUUUCAGAACCAAAGCAAGUCUAGAUGAUCACGUGAUUAGAAAACAUGCUAAUUUUGUUGCAUCCGUUUCUAAUAAAAUAUAUGAAUGUCCAUAUUGUGAACAUAAAACAACCCAUAAAAGUAACCUUUAUGCACAUUUGUCAAAACACUCAGAAUUAUUAUUCAGUAUAUGUAUUCACUGUAAUGCGAAACUCAAAAGCACUCAGAGAUUGAAUGAUCAUAUAGUCAGGAAACAUCCUGAGUUUAUUGCCUCCGUUUCUGCUAAAAUACAUGAAUGUAAACAUUGUAAAUUUAAAACAACUAUGAAAUCUGAUUGGGUUAGACAUAUUAUAUUGAAACAUUCAGAGACAGUAGAUGAUUAUAAAUUCAACGUAUGUAUUCACUGUAAUGCGAAAUUUAAAAGCGCAAGGCCAUUGAAUGACCAUAUAGUCAAGAAACAUCCUGAGUUUAUUGCGUCCGUUCCUGCCAAAAAUACAUCAAUGUAAACAUUGUGAAUAUCAAACAACUAUAAACGCCAGUUGGGCUAGACAUAAGUUGACACAUCCAGAGACAGUUCCUCAUAUGCAUUCACUGUGAAGCAACAUUCAAACAUAAAACAGGACUGAACAACCAUAUAAUCAGGAAACAUCCCGACUUUAUUGCAUCCGUUUCUAGUAAAAUACAUGCAUAUAAAACUACCAAAAAAGCAGGAUCUAUAGACAUAUGUCAAAGCACGCAAACUUAGUUGAUAAUUAUAAAUUUAGUAUAUGUAUUCACUGUAACGCGAAAUUCAAAAGCAAAUGGACCCUGAAUAAUCAUAUAGCCACGAAACAUAAAGAUUUUAUUGCAUCUGUUUCUGCUAAAAUACAUGAAUGUACAUGGUGUCAAAUAUGCAUUAUCUGCCCAGAGAGGGAAUGCAAGAUAAAGGGAUGCGGGCGGGAAAUGGCGAUGUACGAAAUUUUGCAUGGAAUAUUAGUUGUUGGGCUAUAACUUGAAAUAUUGUAAAUUCGUUGAAAAUAUUAUUGAGCGCACGAAAGCAUUCUUUUCGAAACGUAAACAGUGACCGCAUAUUUUUUUCAAAUAAAUAGCUAUAUAAGCUAAAGUUAUGAAAAUGCUCAGAAUCUGAUAAGCUGUCUCGUUUGGCAACACUGUUGAGUAAACGGUACCUAAAGGGAACUUAAUAAAAGGAUCUGACCGCGAACGACAGCUUGUCAUACAAUAUAUCGCCCCACCUUUCCUGGUUUCUGUGAUACUAUUACGAGCUUACGACCCUUACCGUUCCCCUCUUGCAUCCUUUUGUUGGGCAGGUAAUAGUACUAUUUAUAGUGCUGAGGAUCUUCAUUCUCAAAAAUGUUAUUUCGUGUAUGUUUUAUUUGUUUAUUUUUGUAUAUAUAGUUUAAUAAAAUAUUUUUACUA